AUGUGGGAGAGACUGGGACUUCUGGAGGAGAUAAGGGAGAGUUGGCUGGUGAUGAAUAUCGAGUGCCCCCCACAGAUGAGCUGUACUUACAAGUUCAGCAGAUUUAAGAGCGCUGCUAAGGACAUGCAGAACUACAGGCAUAACUAUCCAGUUGACAGGCCAAAUUUAAUGUUCUAUGUUGGAGAGGCACCAUGUUUACCAGACGGUAUCUUCAUAAAGGAAAUCCACAGUCAUUGGUGGGGAAAUUAUGACAAACUGGAAUCUGUGCACACCUAUAUUCAGUGGUUGUUUCCUCUGCAAGAACCAGGGAUGAACUAUCAAGCCAGCAUACUGACCAAACAGGAGAUUAAGGAUUUUUCUCAAAGCAACCUUGCAAAGCAAAACCUGCUGAGGUCAUACAAUCUCAUGUUAGAUUUCUACGGCAUUGAGUUGGAAGAUGUGACCACAGGAGCAGUGAGGAGAGCAGAGAACUGGCUGGACAGAUUCGACAACCUGAACAGACGCACACAUAACAACCUGCGCAUCACCCGCAUCUUGAAGUGCCUGGGAACCCUGGGGUACCGUCACUACCAAGCUCCUCUGGUCCGUUUCUUCCUGGAAGAGACCCUCGUCCAUGGAGAACUUCCAAAUGUCAAAGAAAGUGUCCUCAACUACUUUGUGUUUGCUGUCCUGGAUAAGACGGAGCGCAGGCAGCUCCUACGGUUUGCUUACACUAAUUACACUCCUAAAGAGGAGUUUGUGUGGUGCCCAGUGAAAAUCCAGAAGACAUGGUCUUGGAUGCAAGGCGAAGGCCCCGGUUCUGAAUGUGAUCACGAUGGAUCUGAAGAUUUAAUACAGGUCCAAGUGAUUGAUGGAAGUAGUUAA
Molecule: messenger RNA, 864 nt
Organism: Nematolebias whitei (Rio pearlfish)
Lineage: Eukaryota; Metazoa; Chordata; Actinopteri; Cyprinodontiformes; Rivulidae
Product: opioid growth factor receptor-like
Exons: 7
Coding region: 1-864 (287 amino acids)
Cellular component (GO): membrane
Molecular function (GO): opioid growth factor receptor activity
Source: RefSeq, a predicted model, not a curated record